Ostreococcus lucimarinus CCE9901 is the source of this 441-nucleotide messenger RNA. RefSeq lists its product with no specific name. Lineage: Eukaryota; Viridiplantae; Chlorophyta; Mamiellophyceae; Mamiellales; Bathycoccaceae. The transcript has a single exon. The record is from RefSeq and is a predicted model, not a curated record. The coding region runs from base 1 to 441 and encodes 146 amino acids.
AUGGCGUCGAGCGGAGAGGACGCCGCGGACGCCAAGUCGGUGGCGGACGCGUUGACGGCGAACGAACGCGCGGCGGUGGAAGCGUUGGAGUCGUUCGGGGUGAUCGGGGGCGUGGAGAAUGGAAGGUCGGGGACGAUGGCGUUCGCCCUGAUGGACGACGCGCGAGUGAAGAAGGGACCGGAUGGGCGCAAGUAUUACGUGUUUUCGUACGAGACGGAGGUGUGCCGGGCGAAAAUCGAAGAAGGAAUGGGAGGGUCGAAAAUCUGCGUCGGGCCGCAAGGGGACGUGCUCGAUAGCAUUCAGCGCCGAAGUCGCGUGGUGGUGACGUUUGUGGGCAAUCGUGUGGUUAAGUUGCACGCGUCGGCGGUGAGCUCGAGGUUCGACGAGGUCGAGGAAAUCAUGAAUCGCGCCGUCGAUAGUUUCGCGCUCAACGUCGUUUGA